This is a messenger RNA of Anopheles bellator, 2285 nucleotides long. Its product is annotated as monocarboxylate transporter 9. The transcript has 10 exons. NCBI's taxonomy places the organism in Eukaryota, Metazoa, Arthropoda, Insecta, Diptera, Culicidae. Gene Ontology annotation, molecular function: monocarboxylic acid transmembrane transporter activity. Gene Ontology annotation, biological process: monocarboxylic acid transport; transmembrane transport. The record is from RefSeq and is a predicted model, not a curated record. The coding region runs from base 81 to 2285 and encodes 734 amino acids.
CCGGUGCUAAAACUAGUGUCCUUCGAAGUGUGCGCUCAACAUCACCGGCUGCCCUCAGCGAAACAGUAGCUGCCUCAGCGAUGGCCAGUAAAAAAGCUCGACGGACCGACAGUGAUAUCGCUUGCGAAGAAGCGGCAAGGUUGACGGCGGACCAACAGGACGACCCGUCGCCGGAUGACGAUGAGGCAGGAUGCGAGUACCACGAUAUGCCGCCGCCACCGGAUGGCGGAUACGGCUGGGUGAUCGUGUUCGCCUCCUUCAUGUGCAACAUGAUCGUGGACGGUAUCGCGUACACGUUCGGAGUGUUCCUCAACGAGUUCGUCGUGUACUUUGGCGAAGGCAAAGGCACAGUGGCCUGGGUCGGUAGCUUGCUGAGCGGAAUGUACCUGAGCGCUGGUCCGGUGGUGUCGGCGUUGGCGAACAAAUUUGGUUGCCGAGCCGUGUGCAUAGCGGGUGCCAUCAUCUCGGCGUCGGCCUUCGCCCUCAGCACGCUCAGCACUUCCGUCACGAUGCUGAUGCUGACGUACGGCGUUAUGGGUGGCAUCGGGUUCGGACUGAUCUAUCUGCCGGCGGUCGUGGCCGUCGGGUAUUACUUCGAAACGAAACGCUCCCUGGCCACCGGUAUCGCCGUGUGUGGGUCCGGCUUCGGAACGUUCGCGUUUGCCCCGCUCGCCAACAUGCUGCUGGAGCACUUUGACUGGAAAAACGCCAACCUCAUUCUGGCCGGACUGAUUCUGAACUGUGCCAUUUUUGGUGCCAUGAUGCGGCCACUAACUUACCCGAAGGAUGACAAAGUGAAGCCCCUGAUGCAGCGGAUGUACGAGGAAAAGCGCCUGCAGAUGGAGCGCGGUUCGAUCGGUGGCUCCUACUUCAUGGUGCAGCUACCGGACGGCACGAUGGAGAAAAGACUGAAAGCCCCGCUGAAUGCCGAUCCGGGCGUACACUCGAGCCUGGCCCUCGACCAGCUGGCCCAGCAACAGGGCAUGCAUCCCGUCGCGACGCUGCCAACCAUCUCGGAGUUCAAAGCGCAGGAACAGAACGGCAGCAGCGGCUCGUCGUCCGAGUCGAGUCAGAUCGAGAUGAAGAAACCGCUGAACAAGAAGCGCAACACAAACUCCGAGUCGGACGCGGCCGAUUAUGGGGCGGAUAAUAUGCCACGCAAUGCCUCACAGCCUGCCUUCACUAGCCACCAGUCAGGUAUCCCGAAGAAUGGGUCCGUACCGACGUUCGAUCGCGUCCGUAAGCACUCGACCGGCGAACGGUUCAAGCCGUCGUUGGCGGCCAUUAAGGCGAGCUCGCGCGGUGACGUCGGUAGCAACGGUGACGUACGUAAAUCCUCCAUCCCGCAGCUCAGAAACUCGCGUGGCUCUGUCAGUGGCAGCAAGAAUAAUAACGCUGAGGAAUUCGACGAUGGCAGCAUGUUCACCUCGAAGGCAUCGCUCAAAGCGGAUCGUCCCAUGAUGGUCCGCCCGUUGUCCCGCAAGGAUAUCUUCUACUCCGGUUCCGUUACCAACCUGAAGGAGUUCCAGUCGCAGAAGUCGCUCACCAACUACCGCAACUCGGUUGUUUCGUUAACCAAAUUCGAAAAGGAGCACCGCAACGACGUCCGCGAUGAUGUGGAAAAGGGCCGAGAAGAACAAUAUGAUCUCUGCCCGUGUCUGGUGUUGCCGGAAUCGUUCAAGAACGCAAUCGGUGCCAUGAUGGACGUCAGCCUGUUGCGCGAUCCCGUCUUCAUGAUGAUCGGUGUUUCAAACAUCUUCGGUAUGGCCGGCCUGUACGUCCCAUUCGUCUACCUUGUCGAUGCCGCCGUCCUAGAUGGAAUUGAACAAAACUCUGCCUCGUUCCUUAUCUCGAUCAUUGGUAUUACGAACACGGUUGGCAGGAUCGUGUGCGGCUACGUCGCUGACUUCCCGAAGGUGGACGCGCUGUUCCUUAAUAAUAUCUGUCUAGUCAUCUCUACGAUAGCGGUCGCGUUGACGCCAUUCUGCCACAGUUACGCCUCGUACGUGGUAAUGGCCAUCGCAUUCGGUAUUGCCAUCGCUGGGUACAUUUCGCUUACGUCAAUUAUUCUGGUCGAUCUGCUCGGUCUGGACAAGCUGACCAACGCGUUCGGAUUGCUGAUUCUGUUCCGUGGUGCGGCUACGAUCGUCGGCUCUCCGUUGGCCGGUGCCCUCUACGACGCCACUCAGUCGUACUCGAUACCGUUCUUCGUAGCCGGUCCCCAAACGAACGGUGGUGCCAAGGAAACGGACAAAGAAGUGAGCCAGAUGGAGUCGGUAGUGUAA